GUUGAAUAGUGUUUGGUCUCUCCGCCAACUGGACAGAUCUUCAAAAUCAGUCAUACACGCUGUUGGAAUUCCUCCUUUUUUGUUGAAGUUUUUGGGUUCUUUUUUUUUUUGUCCGGCGUAAGAGUUUUCAGAGGAGUGGGGGUCUCACGUGUCUCCGCUUGUGUCACCAAGUGGGGGGGCAGCCAAAGUCAUGCCGGCCGGGUUUCAGCAACUGGGAGGAGAGACGGUGACUGGAACCCUCGCGCUGUCCGUCUUCACUGCUGUACUGGGAUCACUGGAGUUUGGAUACAACAUCGGUGUCAUUAAUGCACCCCAGAAGAUCAUUGAAAAGGACUACAACGCGACAUGGGUGCAUCGCUAUGGACAGUCCAUCCCGACCGGGACGCUUACGUCCUUGUGGUCUCUGUCCGUGGCCAUCUUCUCUAUUGGGGGCAUGCUGUCCUCUUCCUGUGUCGGUUUUGUUUCUGAGUGGUUGGGAAGGAGGAAGGCCAUGCUCAUCAACAACCUGUUUGCCUUCAUGGGCGGUAGCCUGAUGGGAAUGUCCAAACUCUGUCGCUCCUUUGAGAUGAUGAUUCUUGGACGCUUCAUCAUCGGUGCCUACUGUGGGCUGGCGUCAGGCUUGACCCCCAUGUACGUGGGUGAAAUUGCACCGACCAGCCUGCGGGGGGCGCUGGGUACGCUGCACCAACUCGCCAUCGUUACUGGGAUUCUCAUUGCUCAGAUUCUGGGCCUGGAGUCGCUACUAGGCAGCGAGGACUUGUGGCCCGUUCUGUUGGGGCUGACGGUGGUGCCGACCGUCCUCCAGAUGGGGCUGCUGCCUUUCUGCCCCGAGAGCCCUCGCUUCCUCUACAUUGUACGCUGUCAGGAACACCAUGCCAAGCGUGGCCUGAGGAGGCUGACUGGCCGACAGGAAGUUGGCGACCUGCUCGCCGAGAUGAAGGAGGAGAAGAGGAGGAUGGACAUGGAGCGCAAAGUGUCCAUUUUGGAACUCUUCCGAUCACCCGUGUACCGCCAACCCAUCGUCAUUUCUAUCCUGUUGCAACUUUCCCAGCAGCUAUCUGGCAUCAACGCCAUUUUCUACUACUCCACCAGUAUCUUCACCAAGGCCGGAGUCCAAAGUCCAGUUUACGCCACAAUAGGAGCCGGCAUCGUCAACUGUGCUUUCACUGUCGUGUCGCUCUUCCUGGUUGAGAGGAUGGGUCGGAGGACGCUACACAUGCUGGGACUCAGCGGCAUGUGCAUCUGUGCAGUGAUCAUGACUGUAGCGCUCAGCUUACUGGACAGUGUUCCAUUCAUGAGCUACAUUAGCAUGCUGUCCAUUUUCGGCUUCGUGGCUUUCUUCGAGGUGGGCCCGGGUCCCAUCCCAUGGUUCUUUGUGGCCGAACUGUUCUCUCAGGGUCCCAGACCGGCCGCCAUGGCUGUGGCGGGCUGCUCCAACUGGACCGCUAACUUCAUCGUUGGCAUGUGCUUCCAGUAUGUUGCUGAUCUUUGUGGUCCGUACGUCUUCCUGAUCUUCGCCGGUCUGCUGCUUUUCUUCCUUGUAUUCACAUUCUUCCGUGUUCCUGAGACGCGGGGAAAAACCUUUGACCAGAUUGCAGCAAACUUCCUACAGCACUCGGCUGACGGCAUGAUGGAUAUGAACCUGGACCUAACCACGGACAAGACCAGCACGGAACUGGACUAUUUAGGGGAGGAAAUCAUGGACUGAGAGAAAGCGAGAGAGACUCAUGGUGGUGAAAAUGUGCUUUGCAUUGUGUUGUUUCUAAUACUGUGUGCUGUUCUCCAAAUACUUCAAUACUCAUGAAUUCCACAUACGGGAUUUCCUGCACUUUAUCGCCACAUGCGGCAACUUUUAGCAGCUUUUUCAAACUAUGCGUGUCUGCUUGUCCCUUCGGAUUGCCUUCCAUAUAACAUACCAGUCCUACUCAAGCAGCACUGGCACGGAAACAAGAGUUCAGAACAUUAAAAUAUUUGAGUCCCCCUUUUUUUGGCUUCACUGUCGAACUAAUGUCCAUUUUUGUAAAUCCAUCCCAAAUGUUCUCCAUUGGAUCUAGAUGAGGGGAAGACCCAUGAUGGGUCCUCUGGAAGACGUCCUUUGUCAUCACCACACAGACCAGGGCCUUCAGUCAUGAGAGAUGCCCCCUGCAAAAUCUCCACAUAGCCGGCUUCCGUCACCCCUGCAUGUCCUGAAUCGCCAUCGUUCCAUUGAAGGAUGGUGGAAAACAUCAGGUGGGAUCUUCUUGGGCGCCAGGCACAUCAACGGAGAAGAAAACCUAUCACCUUUCAAUGUCCCAUGUUUGGAGGCGUUCAACUGCUCAUGCCUGGCUUUUUUUCUUCUGAUGUUAUGGGACUGCCCUCAGCACCAGUACCAACCUUCAUUUGGGCCCAGGAUGGUCCCUGUCUUGACCAGCCAAUGGGAUCCUGCGGCUCAUUUUGUGUUUGUUUUAUGGUCUAUCCCACCCUCUAAUCCCACCUUGUUCAAAGAGAGAAAGCUUUUCUGCCUUUGCCACCAAGAGAAGACUACCUGACAAUCACUUCAAUACUCAUUUUGCCUUUUAAAGGCUGUGCUGUGAUGAACAGCCUAUUUCACGUGAAUGCUUCUUUGCAAUAAAUUGCUAACUGUUAUUUUUUGUUUCACUCCCAUUUCCUUUUUUUGCAUUUUGAAGAUAAACUGAAACGUUUUAUUAUCCUAAAACGUUUAGAGUGAUCUAAUGAAAUAUAAUAGUUUAUAUAUAAUAUAACUAGAAUUUGUAUAAUGUAUUCCAUUGACAUUUUAGCCCUGCCUUUAGUUCCUUGAUCUUAUUUUUGCAUGUUUGACACAAAUGUUUCAGAUAUAUAAAAAAAAAAAUAGUCAACACCACAAAGGUUAAACUUUAAAAGGGGAAAAAAAAUCCAAAUAUAAAUGCGCCCCCGCCUGUUAAAACGUAACUGAAAUAAAGCCAUUUCUAAAGAUUUGGGACUCCAGCCAAACACAAUGAGAGCCAUUAACCACAAAUGGCCAAAACAAUGGCAAACUUCCCCAUGCAGGAGUGGCCACCAACCAAAAUGACCCAAGAGGUCACAAAAGACCCCACAACAUCAUCCACAGAUGCCUCAGUUAAGGUCAGGGUUC
Molecule: messenger RNA, 3112 nt
Organism: Doryrhamphus excisus (bluestripe pipefish)
Lineage: Eukaryota; Metazoa; Chordata; Actinopteri; Syngnathiformes; Syngnathidae
Product: solute carrier family 2, facilitated glucose transporter member 4-like
Biological process (GO): dehydroascorbic acid transport
Cellular component (GO): perinuclear region of cytoplasm; plasma membrane; endomembrane system
Molecular function (GO): D-glucose transmembrane transporter activity
Source: RefSeq, a predicted model, not a curated record